Boleophthalmus pectinirostris (great blue-spotted mudskipper) is the source of this 1669-nucleotide messenger RNA. Its product is annotated as cyclic nucleotide-gated olfactory channel-like. Gene Ontology annotation, molecular function: protein-containing complex binding; intracellularly cAMP-activated cation channel activity; cGMP binding. NCBI's taxonomy places the organism in Eukaryota, Metazoa, Chordata, Actinopteri, Gobiiformes, Gobiidae. Gene Ontology annotation, biological process: monoatomic cation transmembrane transport. The transcript is spliced from 6 exons. Bases 1 to 1212 code for a protein of 403 amino acids. Gene Ontology annotation, cellular component: intracellular cyclic nucleotide activated cation channel complex; plasma membrane. The record is from RefSeq and is a predicted model, not a curated record.
AUGGCUUCAGGGAGUGAGCAGAUAAAAGGACGUCCCAGGAGAAAAGCAGCUCCAGGGGGCAGCACUGAGGCACAUGCAAAGUACUGUACGCCCCGCUCUCUCCUCAGGUACUACAGUUUCUCCUUGGUCCUGGGUUUGGGCUCAGACUCUUGGGUUUAUCCAAACGCCUCUGACCCCGAGUUCACGUCUCUGACCCGGAAGUACAUCUACUGCCUGUACUGGUCCACGCUGACGCUCACCACCAUCGGGGAAACACCGCCCCCUGUCAGGGACGAGGAGUACCUGUUCCUCAUAUUCGACUUUCUGGUCGGGGUCCUGAUCUUCGCCUCCAUCGUGGGGAACGUGGGCUCGAUGAUCUCGAACAUGAACGCCACCAAGGCCUCGUUCCAGAGCCGAGUGGACGCUCUCAAGCACUACAUGCACUUCAGGCACGUGAGCAGAGGCCUGGAGCAGCGCGUGAUUCGCUGGUUCGACUACCUCUGGACCAAUCAGAAGACGAUAGAUGAACAGGAAGUGCUCCGGAGCCUGCCCUGUAAACUCAGAGCGGAGAUCGCCAUCAACGUGCACCUGGACACGCUCAAGAAGGUUCGUAUCUUCCAGGACUGUGAGUCUGGUCUCUUGGUGGAGUUGGUGCUAAAACUUCGACCUCAGGUGUUCAGUCCUGGAGAUUACAUCUGCAGAAAGGGAGACGUGGGGAAGGAGAUGUACAUAAUCAAAGACGGCCGCCUGGCUGUUGUUGGGGACGACGGCGUGUCUCAGUUCGCCGUUCUGACCGCGGGCAGCUGCUUCGGCGAGAUCAGCAUCUUGAACAUCAGCGGGAGCAAGACGGGAAACCGCCGCACCGCCAACAUCCGCAGCCUGGGCUACUCCGACCUGUUCUGCCUGUCCAAAAACGACCUGAUGGGGGCGCUGCAGGACUUCCCCGAGGCCAGAGCGCAGCUGGAGCAGAGGGGGCGGGACAUCCUGAAGAAGGAGGGGCUUCUGGAGGAAGUGAGCGUCUCCGCGGGGGAGGAGCUAGAGGAGAAGGUGGAGAGGAUGGAGGCGGGACUGGACCGGAUACAGACCUGUUUGGCGCGUCUUCAGAGUGAGUUUGCCUCGUCUCAGAUGCGUCUGAAGCAGCGGCUCACGGCUCUGGAGGCCGGACUGACCGCGGCAGCGACCGGCAGUGACCUCUCCGACCCCGAGGGCAGCGACACCAACAUGCAGCUGUGAACCGCCCCUGAUGCCCUCCCUCCCCGUGCGCCAGAUGCCCUCCCGUCCUCCUCCACUGCAAAUUUCUCUGAUCUGACCAAGAUUUUAAAAACCUUUAUUUGGUUUUUCACCUUGUUUCCAGAUUUAUCCUCUUCUUACUCGUUCUGAGGUCGUUUACGUUCAGAUAACUUGUCAAGUAAAAUGAUCUUGCUGCAUGGACAGAUCAUUUCACUACUUUAAAGUCAUUUAAAGUGUUUUUUAUUUAUUUUUAUGUGUUUUUAUUGAUUUAUUUUAUUUAUUGGUUUAUUUAUUUCUAUUCUAUGAUUUUGUUUUUUAUUUUUAUUUUUUAUUAAAACUAGUAUUAUUUUAGUAGUUUAUUUUAUCAUCUUAUUUAUUGUUAUUUUUAUGUAUUUGUGCAGCACUUUGGAAACUGUUUGUUUGUGAAAUGUGCUAUAGAAAUAAAGUGGAUUGGAUUGGA